This is a messenger RNA of Penicillium soppii, 669 nucleotides long. Its product is annotated as Major facilitator superfamily domain general substrate transporter. NCBI's taxonomy places the organism in Eukaryota, Fungi, Ascomycota, Eurotiomycetes, Eurotiales, Aspergillaceae. The record is from RefSeq and is a predicted model, not a curated record. Gene Ontology annotation, molecular function: transmembrane transporter activity. Gene Ontology annotation, biological process: transmembrane transport. The transcript is spliced from 3 exons. The coding region runs from base 1 to 669 and encodes 222 amino acids.
AUGGCUUCCACCAUUCCUCUUCUAGUAGCCAUCCAUGAAAACCUUGGCAUUGUGCACUGGAACCUCUUUAUUGAAGUUGACAACGAAGCUGACAAGAUAAACAUUCAAAUCCUCGGUGCGCGUCAGCGGUAUUUCCCUGACAUAAAGACACCGUCAGACGCACGUAUUGUGAAUUCACUUAUGGAGAUUCUGCACCUUUUUCGAAUUGAUUCGAGAAAAAUUGGGAUCCCUGAGAACAUUGUAUACGAAGAGCUUACUUCAUUUCCGUUGCUUUACUCUCGAUUAAUUCCUGAUUCGCGGGCUUUCAACCUAAACCCCGGUGAUUGCACUACACCGUGCCCCAAAAACCGGCUCAUCCCUAUAAUCCCGGCCAUGGUCAUCUUUCCUAGCGGCCUGCUACUGCACGGAUGGUCACUCCAAUUUCGCUAUUAUUGGAUCAUUCCGACAAUCGCUACCAUUCUAUGUGGCAGUAGCACCACCCCGAUUCUGAACUACAUAGUAGACAUCUUUGGCAAACGCUCCGCCUUUGCUGUCGCCGCUGUUCUGCCUCUGCGUUACAUUGCCGGGGAUUUCUUCCUGUCGCUGCUCCCUGUUGUGCCCAUACCGUUGCUGGUGAUUGUUCAGCCCGAGAGAAUGAAGCCACUCACUAAGUUUUUGGGAUCUUACUAA